Messenger RNA from Closterium sp. Naga37s-1, 2022 nucleotides. Lineage: Eukaryota; Viridiplantae; Streptophyta; Zygnematophyceae; Desmidiales; Closteriaceae. The record is from the annotation of a GenBank genome assembly.
AUGGCUGCAGCAGCCGCUAGAGGCUGGGAAGAGACCACCGCGCCGCAUAUGAAUAAGUACGCCAUGUUCGCUCCCGGUACCGACCGCACCAUCAGCAAGGAAGAAUGGCGCCGCCAGCAGGCGACGCUGAUUAAAGCCAUCGACCCGGAAUUUUCGGGUAGCCUCGUGUGCCCUGUUACCGUCCGCAACUGGCGGAAACUCGAGGAGAGCGCCGCGUCGUCAACUGCCGACAACGCGGCGGCAGACCUGUCGGAUUUUAACGGCAUGGCGGCUGCUACGGAAACGACAGCGGCGGCGGAUAAACUGGCGCCUCCGCCGAGUGCGGAGGGUGUAUCAUCAGGCUAUUACCCGCGUUCUGUUGCUUCCUCGACCCCCACGUCCUCGGUCUCCACCUUCGCCGAUUCAUCCGCGUCUGGCGCAUCAAGCGCGUCGCUUUCCCCCAGUCCGCCUCCCCCGGGUGCGCUCGACGUUCCCCCUUCCCCCAGUGCCGCCACCGCACCCGCCACCGCACCCGCCACCGCACCCGCCGCCGCACCCGCCGCCCCCGGUAGUACCGGCACGUCGGCCGCCAGCUCCCCCGCCAACUCGGGGAAGCUCCCGCGCGCCCGCAUGUCGCUCGCGCAGCAGAUUCGCGAGCAGCAGAUGAACUCGGGCAGAUUCAAACCCUUCGCUUCGGGCAGAUUUCCCGAAGGGAUGUCGGGUAGUGGGCGGUUCCCCAUGUCGCCCCUGGAACCGAAUUCGGGUCCCAACUCAGGAAGGUUCUCCGCAGUUUCGCCUUCUUCCAGCCAAGGCAACUCGGGCGCGUUCCCCAGCCCCGCCGGGCACUACGCGACGAGAUCGAUGGGCGCGGACGGGGGCAGCGCAAGUGGACCGCUUGCGAUGAAGCAGCCGGCGGCGCUUUGGCGACAGGGCAGCGACGGGCAUCGCAUGGGCGGUGCGACGAUGGAGCAGAGUCGCAUGGCGGGUGCGACGAUCAAUACCAUGCAGCCGGGCCAGCAGGCUCCGCCGAUGGGUUUCUGCAUGGGCGCGCAAAUGAUGGGCGCGCAAAUGAUGGGCGCGCAAAUGAUGGGCGCGCAAAUGAUGGGCGGGCCCCCUGCGACGAGCCCUCCUGCGAUUGGUCCGUCGCAGAGCAAUAAUCAGUCGCCGCGCGAUAUGAUUCUUCUCCGCCCGAAUAAGUGGAGCGGCGCCAACGUCGCCGAUGCUCCCCUCGUCCCGACCUUUGGCUCGUCCGCCUUUUCCGAUACUGCAUCGCAAUGCUCAAGCCACGAUUCUUUCGCCUCGACCCCUCAGCUCUCUCGGCCCGUUCCGUCCUUCGCCUCGCGCCCGCCCAACACGGGCAGCUGGGAUGGCGGCAAUGCGGAUGACGAGGAGGAAAAAGAGCUCGAUUUCUCCUCAGUCCGCUCCGUAUGCCUCAAUUUCGAGGAGGUCUUAGAAAUCGCCGAGACGAAGGAGUUUAACCGAGUGCGAAUCGAGACCAUUGAUAUUGUCCCGUUGAUUUCCGGGAUGAAAAGCCCCUUCAUGGCUGCAGCUGCCGCGAACCUUCCCGAGCACGUGCUGUUCGCUCUGACGUUUUCCGGCAAAACAACAACAACACAAACCAUGGCGUCGAGCGGAAGCUUCUGGACGACCGCGCGAAUGUUUGUGCCGUCUGCGCUGGAGACGCCUCGCGAUCGGGACCAACGCGUGUUCGUCGCUUCGCCCGUGGAAUCCGUCGCGCAGCAUAGCGCCGAGCAUAAAGCGAAGGUUCAAGAGUGCAUCAAUGCCGGCGUGCGGGUGGGGUUUUAUAAUGCUGCGUGGGCAGCCGCGCUUACAACGCCCCCAACAAUCAUAAUAUGCCGAACCAUGCCGUGGGCCAAGAAGAAUCUCAACCACACAGCACAGGCUCUUAUCAUCAGCUCAGCCGCCAUUGCCGCGUAUUUCAUCACAUCGGAGCACACUAUAAUGGAGUGCACACACCGCAACUCUAUGGAUGCAAUUCAGGCCAAGAGGAAAGCCAAUGCUGAAGCUGCUGGAUCGCAAUAG